AAGAGACAGAGCUGCUUGCUAAUGUUGCUAACUAACACGGAAGCAGUACAGCGUGUUCACUAUUAACAUUGAAUCUGCUAAAGAAGGCACCUUUACUUGUUUACAAGGUGCCCUCAUUCUGUGUCAGCAGUUCAGCUCACUCCACCACCAUGUCGGAUGGCCGGAUCUAUGUUGGGAAUCUUCCUGUGGAUGUCCAGGAGAGAGACAUUGAGGAUCUCUUCUACAAAUAUGGAAAAAUCCGUGACAUUGAAUUGAAGAACAAUAGAGGCACUAUCCCUUUUGCCUUCGUCCGUUUUGAAGAUCCACGGGAUGCAGAUGAUGCCGUCUAUGGAAGGAAUGGAUAUGGAUAUGGAGACUCCAAGCUGCGUGUGGAGUAUCCUCGAUCCUCUGGUUCUAAAUUUGGUCCUAUGGGGGGCGGCGGUGGUGGAGGAGGAGGACCUAGGGGAAGAUUUGGACCCCCAACUCGAAGAUCUGAUUUCCGGGUCAUAGUGUCUGGGUUACCGCCAACUGGGAGCUGGCAGGAUCUUAAGGAUCAUAUGCGCGAGGCAGGAGAUGUCUGUUUUGCAGAUGUGCAGCGUGACGGAGAGGGCGUGGUGGAAUUUCUCCGUAGAGAGGACAUGGAGUACGCAUUGCGUAGACUGGAUCGGACCGAGUUCCGUUCACAUCAAGGCGAGACUGCUUACAUUCGUGUCUAUGAAGAGAGGGGCACUCCCAACUGGAAUCGGUCGCGUUCCCGCUCCAGAUCCAGGGGUCGCUAUUCACCUCCCUACCAUAACAGAGGAUCUCCCCCUCCUCGCUACCAAUCGCCUCCACGCCAUGCCAUGUCGCGCCAUAGUCCACCCCCAAGGAGGCACCCUCCACAGCACCAUAGCCCACCGCCGCGUCAUUACCGGUAGAAAGGAUCGCCAUUCACAGAGGUAUUGGGGAAAAUGUUUUGUAAUUCUACUUUUUAUUUUUGUUUUAUUUUUUAACCCCAGGCCUCCUCAUAGGAAACAUCAUUAUUUCUUGCAACAUACAUUCCAUAGUCAUGAUCACCCGAACACCCUGCUCCUCCCCACAGCCUUAAGGAUGUUUUUUCUUUGUUCUGUAAACACCCAUAUGUGUUAUCUGGAAUCCGAAUUUUCUUUUUCAGCAAAGUAAUUGUAUUUGACAUAUUGGAGGUUUCUUUUAUAAAGAAAUCCUGGGUUGUGAUGUCAAACCUUGACAGAAAUUACAUUUAUUGUCAAAAACAAAUAACACAAUUCUGCAGCCACCAGACUUAAAGUCCUACUGCUUCUGAAAUUCUUGACAAGAUUUUUUUUUCUGUGUGUCGCAUUUCUGUAGCUUUAAGUAUGAAGUAUUUGCCAAUCUGAGAACCUGUGAAUCUGAUCAGUAUCCUACUCUGAUUCGAAACAUGUAAAAUUUGUGAGCCUUUUUAGAGUAGUGACACGUUUACUGUGAGCCUCACCUGUCGGAUUAUUUUUUAAUGUGUGAACCUCUGACCGAGUUGGCCUGUAGGUGGGCUAUAAUUUGUAUGCAUCUCUAAUGUUUUGUUUUUUUUCUUUACCAAUAAAAUGAAAACUUUUA
Molecule: messenger RNA, 1566 nt
Organism: Plectropomus leopardus (leopard coralgrouper)
Lineage: Eukaryota; Metazoa; Chordata; Actinopteri; Perciformes; Serranidae
Gene: srsf9
Product: serine and arginine rich splicing factor 9
Cellular component (GO): cytoplasm; nucleus
Molecular function (GO): mRNA binding
Source: RefSeq, a predicted model, not a curated record